UCGUGAUUUUGGCAAGGUUUUGCCGUUUGGCGUUUUUAAAAUAAACCAAUAUCUUCUUACAAUUCAAUCAAUUUCAAUAAAAUUAGCUAUCUUGGUGGAAAUAAAUAUCCACCUCAAGGCGCCAAUCUCAUUAACCAAACCGGACAAAUGUGGACACAUGGAAAUGUAUACGAGAUAAAGACAAUAAAGAACGAGGAAAACAUACACUUGGAAGAUGCACAAACCGAUGUAAAGCCGGAAUUAGCCAAUCAACGAAACCAACUGCCGCGUAAUCAACGCUUCGCCAUGGCUCUGAAACGCCAAUCGCAUCCCUACAUGAAGCCAGCGCCACAGAGUCGCGAGGAGCUGUUACAGAGAAUUGCGCAUAACCGUGAUGAACUGUCGGCCUUCUUUCAGAAAGUGUCGCCAGCUGUGGGUCAGACUGAUUAUACUGCUGCAGCUUUACUACCCACAUCAAUCAGUAUGCCUUCUGCCCCCGUGGAGCAACGCAAUAGCUACGAUUUGUUCUUUGAGAGUGCCUGCAUUAGCGUCAAGGGCCUGCCGCCCAAACUGGCAUCCGAGGCCAAGAGUCGCAUUUCCCAAAUCAUCACCGAGUUCGAGAUCCGUGCCAUUUCCGAGCAGGAAGCCAAAGUCGAGGCACAAGCCAGAGGUGCCGCCAUCGGGGGCAGAGCUCACUCACAUCCAUGCACGUAAAG
Molecule: messenger RNA, 695 nt
Organism: Drosophila obscura
Lineage: Eukaryota; Metazoa; Arthropoda; Insecta; Diptera; Drosophilidae
Exons: 2
Coding region: 148-693 (181 amino acids)
Molecular function (GO): DNA binding
Source: RefSeq, a predicted model, not a curated record